UCGCCUUAGAAAGUUAGCAGACCAGUGUACUGGACUUCAAGGAUUUCUUAUAUUUCAUUCAUUUGGAGGUGGCACUGGUUCAGGAUUUACGUCACUCCUGAUGGAGAGAUUAUCUGUUGAUUACGGAAAGAAAUCUAAACUAGAAUUUGCAAUCUAUCCAGCCCCACAAAUUUCUACCGCUGUUGUGGAACCUUACAACUCAAUUUUAGUUACACACACAACAUUGGAACACUCAGAUGCGGCUUUUAUGGUUGACAACGAAGCACUGUACGAUAUUUGUCGAAGAAAUUUAGACAUAGAACGACCAACGUACACAAAUUUAAACAGAUUACUCGGUCAAAUAGUGUCUUCAAUAACAGCUUCACUUCGUUUUGAUGGAGCACUCAAUGUGGAUUUAUUGGGAUUCCAAACGAAUCUCGUUCCUUACCCUCGCAUCCAUUUUCCACUAAUUACCUAUGCUCCUGUAAUUUCAGCCGAAAAGGCAUACCACGAGCAGCUAUCCGUACCGGAAAUAACAAAUGCUUGUUUCGAACCGGCAAACCAAAUGGUUAAAUGUGAUCCACGUCAUGGAAAAUAUAUGGCUUGUUGUCUACUAUACCGAGGUGAUGUGGUUCCAAAAGACGUGAGUGCGUCAAUUGGAACGAUUAAAACAAAAAGAACAAUUCAGUUUGUGGAUUGGUGUCCCACAGGAUUUAAAGUGGGAAUAAACUAUCAGCCCCCUACAGUUGUUCCUGGUGGCGAUUUGGCAAAAGUUCAGCGUGCUGUUUGUAUGCUUGCGAAUACCACAGCAAUUGCUGAGGCUUGGGCUCGUUUGAACCACAAAUUUGAUUUAAUGUAUGCCAAAAGAGCUUUCGUUCAUUGGUAUGUUGGUGAAGGUAUGGAAGAAGGUGAAUUUUCGGAAGCUAGAGAAGACAUAGCAGCUUUGGAAAAGGAUUUCGAAGAGGUGGGAAUGGAUUCUGGAGAAGGAGAAGGUGAGGGAGGAGAAGAGUGAAUGCGAGGGAGAAGAAGCCUGAUUAGUCUGAUUACGGUAUAUUGAUGACGUUACCGUUACAUACUGUAGGUAUUUACUUAAUAAGAUAGAACACCAUGUUGUCUGUGUAAUUGUUGAAUAUAUACAUUCCCAAAAUCGAA
Agrilus planipennis (emerald ash borer) is the source of this 1131-nucleotide messenger RNA. RefSeq names its product tubulin alpha-1 chain-like. Gene Ontology annotation, molecular function: GTP binding; structural constituent of cytoskeleton. The coding region runs from base 101 to 991 and encodes 296 amino acids. The transcript has 2 exons. Lineage: Eukaryota; Metazoa; Arthropoda; Insecta; Coleoptera; Buprestidae. Gene Ontology annotation, biological process: mitotic cell cycle; microtubule cytoskeleton organization. Gene Ontology annotation, cellular component: microtubule; cytoplasm. The record is from RefSeq and is a predicted model, not a curated record.